Molecule: messenger RNA, 525 nt
Organism: Meloidogyne enterolobii
Lineage: Eukaryota; Metazoa; Nematoda; Chromadorea; Rhabditida; Meloidogynidae
Source: the annotation of a GenBank genome assembly
AUGGCUGCGGGAACUGUUGAUUUUGCUCAAUUAUUAGUUGGGAUGAUGAGCUCUGAGAAUGAAAUAAGAGAAGUCGCCGAGAAGGAAUAUGAAAAGAUAGCGCUCAAGGACAAAGGACCACUUCUUUUUGGCCAUUAUUCAAAUGUGAAUUACGACAUUGAGUCUCGUUCUAUGGCUCUUGUGCUUCUACGCCGUCUUGUUGCUUCCUCUUAUGAGGAAUUUUUUCGUGAUUCACAAAUCCAGAAGGACCAUUUUCACUCUGAAUUUAUUCGUUAUCUUAGUGCAGAACAACAACCAGUUUUAAAAAAACGUUUAACCGAUAUUUUGGCAGAACUGGCGAGAAAUACGAUUGACGAAAAUACAGGAAAACAAUGUUGGACAGGCGUAAUGCAAUUUCUUGAAUUAUGUGCUACUUCGGAAGAUCCAUCGUUCCGUGAGACUGGAAUGUCUUUGAUUGAGAAUGUUCCAAACAUUUUUGGCUCUGACUCUAUCAAAUAUAUUAAUGACAUAAAGGUUUCUCUAUAA